CAAGCAAAAGAUUGCAGCUAGCAAAACUUUCCCGAAGUGAACUGUAGCUUCCACAGUGCGGCUUCGUCAGAGCACCAGCCGCCAAACAAUGGCGGCGCUGGCAGCGAGCCGCCGUCUCCUCCAUCUCCGGCCGGAUCUGGAGUUCUGCUUGCGCUCCCGCGCCCUUACCCUCUUCCGGGCGAAGGGGGCGGGCGGUGUCCGGCACGCGCCUCCGCGCCGGAGGCUCGUGAGCUUCCGGCAAUGUUCCUCCAACGAGGGAAACGCGUAUGCCGGUGAGAGGCGCACGAAGAACAACCCUAUGCAGAGCCCGGACGAGCAGUUUCUGCAGCUCUCCUUGGAGGAGGGAGAAGGCGAUGGCACGGUGGGCGGUAUCGGCGAAAGCGUGCUGCAAGAUGUGAAGAAGAGCGCGAUUGAGUUGCUUGCAAUCAGAGGUCUGUUGAAUGACGGUUAUUAUGCGGAAUCAUUUUCACGAUCCCGGUGGCAAUCAUCAACUUGGGGUCCAAGGCGUAUAAAGCAGGCACUUCGCCAAAAAGGUGUGCCAGAGGCCGAGGCGGACCAGGCGACAAGGAGUGUGUUCCAGGACGUCCAGGGCGAUGAAGAACAGAUGGCACAUGGGUUCUCCAAAGCUUCCAUGGACCAUCUGUUUGCUCAAGCCUCCAAGCAGUGGCAGCGAGGGGGGAGCUUGCCCGUGGAGAAACGGCGCGCGCGCAUAGUGAGGUGGCUACAGUACAGAGGGUUCAACUGGGCCGUGACCAACAACAUCAUCAGAAAGCUGGAGGCGCAACAUCCUCUCUGACCUGAACCUUCUGUUGUAUGUUGUUUCUGUUGCGAGUUAGUCUGGCAAGUUUAUGCUGCUAUGCCUCUGUCUGCUCUGCAAUGUUUUCUGCGGAUGUACAUCAUGUUUUGAGCUGAACAUGGUAUUUGAAUAUAUCAUUACCCUUGGCAUUUCUCUCCCUGAAA
This is a messenger RNA of Lolium perenne, 960 nucleotides long. The record is from RefSeq and is a predicted model, not a curated record. NCBI's taxonomy places the organism in Eukaryota, Viridiplantae, Streptophyta, Magnoliopsida, Poales, Poaceae.